Rhodotorula toruloides NP11 is the source of this 3114-nucleotide messenger RNA. RefSeq names its product Mg2+ transporter protein, CorA-like/Zinc transport protein ZntB. Gene Ontology annotation, biological process: magnesium ion transmembrane transport; intracellular magnesium ion homeostasis. Lineage: Eukaryota; Fungi; Basidiomycota; Microbotryomycetes; Sporidiobolales; Sporidiobolaceae. The coding region runs from base 1 to 3114 and encodes 1037 amino acids. Gene Ontology annotation, molecular function: magnesium ion transmembrane transporter activity. The transcript is spliced from 4 exons. The record is from RefSeq and is a predicted model, not a curated record. Gene Ontology annotation, cellular component: plasma membrane.
AUGGACAGCAUGGAGCUUGGCGAGCUGGGCGCGGCAACUCUCGGGUCGCGCCUGAGCGAGGAACGUCGAGCGACGAGGGAGGGCGACGAUGCGCGCGAGACGGCCGAACAGCAGGACGUGCGCGAUAGUCUCGAGGGCGACAUGGGCGUCGGACGGCUCGACGCAGCUUCGCCGGGUAUCGCUGCCCGUCCACCUCGACCCGACUUCAUCGACCUCGCCCUCCCCGACCUGCACCUCCCCGACCCAGCUCUCGAGGUUCCCGCUGCAGCGUCUGUGCUGGGUCGCUCGGACCUGCGCAAGCGGCCGAGCAACCCUUCGACGGUUCCAGCGUCCUCGCCUCCCCUUCGCACACACUUUCACCUGUCCGGCUCUCCGCCUCUUCCCUCUUCCGUCCCGCUCAGACCCAUCCUUCAGAACCCGACGUCGCCAUCGACUCGACCUGCGGACCAUGUCGGGCCUCGCCCGCAUCUGCCUGAGCGUCCCAGUUCUCCAACAUUCGCGUCUCGCGAGGACGACGAGCCGCACCCGGAAGGUCUGCCGCACCGCGAGAGGCGCACUCCGCAUCCGCUGUAUACGCCGGCACCUCGCAAGAGGCGGAGGCGGCGGAGAAAGGCAGAAUCUGUGGCGUCGGGCAGGACGGGCAAGUCGAGUCGUUCUGCACGGUCGAAAGUCAAGCAUGCGUUGCGGAAGGUUCGGCGGCGCGCACGGCGUACAUCGAUGGCGACGGGUGCAUCCGUCACAUCUGGCUCGUCGUCAUCGUCAUCGUCGACGACCACCACGACCACAUCAGGCUCCUCCCGUUCAUCCACCGCCGGGUCGACCCGUUCGAGCUCGACUUGGGCAGGGUGGCGGUUCUGGCGGAACUCGUCGUCUGGCUCUUCGUCUUCCGGCGACGACGACUCGGAUACGGAUUCCGAGUGGGACCCGCCAACGCCGCACUUCACGCUCCUCACGCCAAUCCUCUCCCGUCCGACUCUCGCUUACCCCGCGCACCUCUUCUCCGGCGCGACCGGGUCUACGAUGCCCACUCCCGCCGCUGCCACGCCUGGCCCAGCUUCUGGCUUCGCCACGCCUGGCCCGAGCGACUCGCCAUCCGCACCCGUCUUCGAGCUCUCGACAUCUUCCAAUCUCGGGCCCGCCCUCGAACGCCUGCAGGCGUUUUGGUCUGAGCGUCAGCAGGAAGACGGGUUAGCGGGCGACAUCGGCGCAGGCGUUGCUGGAGCAGCGACGCAGCCGGUGCCAACCGAUGAAGCGAGCUACUUCCCCGAUAACCCGACUGCCUACGUCGAGGAGGGUCAGGGAAAUGGCUACGCGAACGAUGCAGCAAUGCCGGCGGUUACUCCCGGCGUUUCUGGCGGACCUUCGAACAAGCGAUUGCGGGGCCAGCAGCGAACUGCGCGGGCGGAGGAGCGGCGGCUAGGCAAGAACCGUGCGCUGGAGAACGGACCGGCGUGGUGGCUUGAUAUCAUGUGCCCUUCGGUAGCCGACAUGCGCGAGUUGCGGAAGCUCGUCCCGCUUCAUCCCCUUACGAUUGAGGAUAUUCUGCACCAGGAGACGCGCGAGAAGAUGGAGUCGUUCGCCGGCCUCGGCUACUACUUCAUCGUUUUUCGAGCCCUCGACGAAUCCUACUUUCGCUACACUUCCCCGUCUGUCUCGGCUACAUCAUCGCCUAGUACUUCCGCCGCGGACGAGUCCGACGGAACCACCGAGACGGCUGAGAAGGCAGAUGCAGCGUCGCUUGCGGCGAUGGGCUUUUCGUCGGGUCGCCGAGGACGAGUCGACAUUGUCGAGGGCGUUGGCGGCAAGGAGGGAGUCGAGGGUGUCGGUGUCGGCGCUAUCAACUUGUAUCUGAUCGUCUUCGGCGACGGCAUCAUCUCGUUCCACUUCGAGCCGAUCGACCAGCACAUUGAGCGCGUCCAGGGCAAGCUCCAGCAGUUCGGCAUCUCGCGCAACUUCUCGUCGCGGAAGGGCUUGCAGCCUCCCCACCCUCCAACACGAUCCGCUCAUUCUUUUUCUCGCGCAGACUGGAUCGCCUACAGCCUCAUGGACUCGAUGGUCGACGCGUUCUUUCCGUUGAUGGACUUCAUCGAGGGCGAAUCAAACGAAGUGGACGCCUACCUCGCCGACCCGCGCGACCAGCACAGCGUCAACCCGAAACUCGCCCUUUCCGGUGUCGGCGUCGUCGCCGGCCGCAAGAUUUUCGAUGAAAGCGUUGUCAGCAUCGUCGUUGAGGAGCCGGCGGAUGGAGACAAGGACAAGCUGGAAAGCGAUGCCUCGGUCGCGUCCAUCAAGCGAGCGACUGUGACGAGGCGGGCGCCGACGACCGUCUUUCGUUUUCUCCCCAUCGUCCCGCUUCCAGGCGGACUCCUUCGCAUCUUGCCGCGCAGCUGGACCCGACAGACGACCCGCAAGUUCGCCUCGACCAUGCUCGUCGACCACGAAGGCAUCGAGCUCCAGACGCUGUCGCGGCAGACGCCCGUCGAUGCCGGCUUUGUUCCGCCCGCCAUGAGGGUCUCAGACCACCGCCUCGUCUCGAGCAGCAAAUUUGACCGCGCCGUCAUGCUUAAGCGCAUCACCGACGUGCGCAGACUGGUCGUCGGCCUGAGCAGGCUGCUCGGCCCGAAGACGGACGUCGUGCGGGGCUUGCGCAAACGAACGAUGGAGGAGAACCUCGGCUUGUUCAAGGGCGACGUCAAGCACGACAUUGCCGUCUACCUCGGCGACUUGCAAGACCACAUUGUCGCCAUGCAGCAGUCCCUGGUCUUCUACGACGCCAUCCUUGCGCACGACCACCCCGCAUACCUUUCCGUCCUGCGCCUCUCGCUCGAGCACGCCAAACGAGGAACCGACAUGGCCCUCGUCAAGCUCUACAUCGUGACCCUCACCUUCCUCCCCAUCAACAUCGUCACUUCGCUCUUCUCGAUCAACCCGCACCGCCCGCAGAACGGCGACGAGAACCACCUUAACCCGGACGGCACGCCCGCCCCGUACACCUGGUUCGGCGGCGUCAUUGUCAUUGUCUUCGCCGUCGCUGUCCUCAUCUGGGCCUUCGUCUGGUUCAUCUUCCGCUCUAGCCGCCGCGCACGCAAGAAGCGCGGGUCGCCCAUGCGUUAA